Messenger RNA from Lontra canadensis (Northern American river otter), 988 nucleotides. RefSeq names its product RAB5 interacting factor (gene RAB5IF). Bases 224 to 655 code for a protein of 143 amino acids. Gene Ontology annotation, biological process: mitochondrial respirasome assembly. The record is from RefSeq and is a predicted model, not a curated record. NCBI's taxonomy places the organism in Eukaryota, Metazoa, Chordata, Mammalia, Carnivora, Mustelidae. The transcript has 3 exons.
CGCUGCGUUGCUCCUCCCUCCGCAGCGCCUGGUCUCGGCGGAGCCAGCGAGCCGAGCCGGCGUUUUGGCCGGGUGAAGGCAACAGCAGCGCGCCACGGAGCCUGACCAGUGAUUCUGUCGCUGUCGCCGCUGCCCUGCGCGCCGUGAUUCGCGACCCCAGAGCCCGACUCCUUUUGGCCUGACCCGCGCGCCCCUCGCCCGGCCCGGGCGGCGCGACGGGAGGAUGAGCGGCGGGCGGCGAAAGGAGGAGCCGCCUCAGCCGCAGCUGGCCAACGGGGCCCUCAAAGUCUCUGUCUGGAGCAAGGUGCUGCGGAGCGACGCGGCCUGGGAGGACAAGGAUGAGUUUCUAGAUGUGAUCUACUGGUUCCGACAGAUCAUUGCUGUGGUCCUAGGUGUUAUUUGGGGAGUGUUACCGUUGCGAGGUUUCUUGGGAAUAGCUGGGUUAUUUGGAUCAUUUUUUACACUGCCAUCCACUAUGACUGAUGGUGUACAGACCCCGCCUGCUCUCUGUCCGGUCGAAAGGACCAUCAUAGUUACAGCACAGAAACAUGGUUGUAGGGACACCCCAGCCACGUGGAACCUGGAAGACCCGUGUUUCCUGGACCGAGAAUCAGUGUGUUGGGCAUCAGUGUUUUCUGCAAGGGUUGUGAUCUGAAACUUUUUAAAGAACCAACCGCCUUUUGGAGAAGCAUUUCUGAAUUGUCCAUCACCAACCAUUUCUUCUUGGAUAUCAUCAUGAAACACCUGUUUGCUGAUGGGAGCUGUCGUUUAAUUUGAUGCACCUCUGGAUCCGGAUGAAACAUUAAAUUGUCUUCCUCACUUCUCCAUCAGGUGUACAGUUUUUAAACUAUCAGUGGCAUUUCAAGUUUUCUGAAAACAGUGUGGCAGUAUGUGCGUGGUCAUUAGCACAGUAUAAGCAUCAUCUAAUAACAGUUUCCAUUGUAGAAUGUUUUCGGGUACUUGAAUAAAUCAAAUCUUUAAUUGAAAA